CUACUUUUAACAGCGGUCCUCAUUCUUAGGCCGCUGUUCGAGUACUUCCGGGAUUCUAGGAACCUCCGUCGAUUACCGAAUGCCUCGCCCAUAUCUGGGAUCACAAAUCUUUGGUUUGUGUUCCAAGCAUACAAAGGUCAGCGAUACUUCGCCUUGAUGGAAAAACAUCACAACCACCCGCAUGGACCUCGUCCAGUUCUACGCAUCGCCCCAAACCAUGUCUCUUUCACAGAUCCGCAAGCCAUUAAGGACAUCCAUGGCCAUGGUACCGUCAUGGAGAAGGGCGUGCACUACGACCUCGUCUGCGGUACACAUAGACACCUGGCCGAUGUCGUUGAUCGUUCUGAACAUCAGCGGAAGCGAAAGGUGAUGGCGGCAGCAUUUGCGCAGUCGAAUAUCGAGACUUACGAGCAUGUCUUGGCCAAGAAGAUGGGGCAUUUCCUCGCUCAGAUGGACAAGCUAUGCGCAGUACGGCCCAAAACAGGAUCCAGGCCGCCUCCUGAAGCACCUACAAUGGACUAUCGUCGAUGGGCGAUUCUAUAUACUCAAGAGGCUAUCUCCGCGCUGGGUUUCUCCGAGGACCUUGGGUUUCUGGAGAAGGGGGAUGACCUUACGACGGCGGAGCGAGCCGACGGAACCCUAUAUCAAGCACGAUAUAGGGAUGCAAUCGAAGGCGGGAUGCACAAAGCUAUGGUUUUGAUAGCAUUUCCAGAGUGGUACAAGGCUCUGGUAGCCUGGGCAUGUCUGCUCUUGCCUAGCUUUCGUAACUACAAAAAGCGGUCUCAAGGCUUCACAGAUAUUUGUCGGCAUAUCACGAGAAAAAGGAUUCGCAGACAGGCCAAUGGCGAACAGUUAUCGGAUAUCUUCACUGCGCUCCUUCAUUCCCGAAACGGACAGCCAAACAACUAUCCUUUUGGCGAGCUUUUUGCCGAGGCAAAUGUCAUUCUCAACGCAGGAAGCGACAGUACUGGCAUUGCGAUGACCAACACGAUAUAUUCACUGAUCGAGAACCCUCGGGCCUUGGCAAUCCUUCGCGAGGAGCUUGACGAAGCUUUGGGCUCCACGGACGUCGUCGCGCCAUACGGCAAGAUUAAGUAUUGCGCUUAUCUGCGAGCCGUCUUGGACGAGUCUAUGCGAAUGUAUGCACCAUCUCAAUUCAGUCUGCCACGUAAGACACCACCAGAAGGUGCCUCCAUCGCUGGCCACUGGAUCGCGGGAGAUACCCAAGUGACGACUCCGACUCACGCCAUACACAUGGACCCCAGUAUUUGGGGAGACCCGGAGACGUUCCGACCAGAGCGAUGGCUCGGUGAGGAGGGCAAGCUGCUGCAACGGCAUUUCCUAGUCUUCACUACUGGUCCGCGAGGGUGCAUAGGGAGAAACGUGACUUAUCUGGAGCAGUAUGUAAUGUUGGCUAGCUUUGUAAAGAGGUAUGAGUUCUGCUUGGAGGAUGAGAGCUUCACGCCCACUCGAUACGAAACGGCAGCGACGCUUAUUGACAAGCUGCCUCUGAAAAUUUGGAGGCGA
Messenger RNA from Mytilinidion resinicola, 1527 nucleotides. RefSeq names its product putative cytochrome P450 monooxygenase. NCBI's taxonomy places the organism in Eukaryota, Fungi, Ascomycota, Dothideomycetes, Mytilinidiales, Mytilinidiaceae. The transcript has a single exon. The annotation marks the transcript as partial. The record is from RefSeq and is a predicted model, not a curated record. Gene Ontology annotation, molecular function: monooxygenase activity; oxidoreductase activity, acting on paired donors, with incorporation or reduction of molecular oxygen; heme binding.